This is a messenger RNA of Umbelopsis ramanniana AG, 288 nucleotides long. RefSeq lists its product as uncharacterized. Gene Ontology annotation, cellular component: NatC complex. The record is from RefSeq and is a predicted model, not a curated record. The coding region runs from base 13 to 186 and encodes 57 amino acids. NCBI's taxonomy places the organism in Eukaryota, Fungi, Mucoromycota, Umbelopsidomycetes, Umbelopsidales, Umbelopsidaceae. Gene Ontology annotation, molecular function: protein-N-terminal amino-acid acetyltransferase activity. The transcript has a single exon. Gene Ontology annotation, biological process: N-terminal peptidyl-methionine acetylation.
CCCCUCCCUCCAAUGUCAGAGCUAUCAUACAUUCCAUACACCUCAGAACGGCAGCUCCCACCUAUCAUAACGCUUAUAGAAAAUGAUCUAUCAGAGCCCUACUCAAUCUAUACAUAUCGAUACUUCAUUCACAACUGGCCCAACCUCUGCUUUAUGGUAAGAUGUAUAACCCAUUAUUCCCAUUGAUCCUACAUUCCAACGACUUUGACGCCGAAAAAAAGCGUCUUGUGUUCUUUCAUUGUUUAGUACUACUUUUUGCUAUAUUUUUACGCAAACGACAAUUUGUUG